GGCGUGAGUUGCAUGUUAUGUGAGGAUCCCAGGGCCCGGAUCCGCCUCUCGGCCCCGCCAUGGCCGUCACUAUCACGCUUAAAACACUGCAGCAGCAGACCUUCAAGAUUCGAAUGGAGCCUGACGAGACGGUGAAGGUACUAAAGGAGAAGAUUGAAGCAGAGAAGGGCCGAGAUGCCUUCCCUGUGGCUGGACAGAAGCUCAUUUAUGCUGGCAAGAUCUUGAGUGAUGACGUUCCUAUCAGGGAUUAUCGAAUAGAUGAGAAGAACUUUGUGGUUGUCAUGGUGACCAAGGCCAAAGCUGGCUCAGGUACCUCAGCCCCCCCAGAGACCUCACCUACUGCUGCCCCGGAGUCUUCUACAUCCUUCCCACCAGCCCCUCCUGCCUCAAGCAUGUCGCAUCCUCCACCUGCUGACAGAGAAGACAAGAGCCCGUCCGAAGAAUCAGUCCCCACGAUGUCCUCAGAGUCUUUGCCAGGCUCUGUUCCCUCUUCAGGUAGCAGCGGCAGAGAGGAAGAUGCGGCCUCCACACUAGUGACUGGCUCUGAGUACGAAACUAUGCUGACAGAGAUCAUGUCCAUGGGCUACGAGCGGGAGCGGGUUGUGGCUGCCCUGCGAGCUAGCUACAACAAUCCUCACCGUGCCGUGGAGUAUCUUCUCACGGGAAUUCCUGGGAGUCCUGAGCCAGAGCAAGGCUCAGUCCAGGAGAGCCAGGUAUCUGAGCAGCCGACCACAGAAUCAGGAGAGAACCCUUUGGAGUUCUUGCGGGACCAGCCCCAGUUCCAGAACAUGCGGCAAGUGAUUCAGCAGAACCCAGCUUUGCUGCCUGCCCUGCUCCAGCAGCUGGGACAGGAAAACCCCCAGCUCUUACAGCAAAUUAGCCGGCACCAGGAGCAGUUCAUCCAGAUGUUGAAUGAGCCGCCUGGGGAGCUGGCUGACAUCUCAGACGUGGAGGGUGAGGUGGGUGCCAUAGGCGAGGAGGCCCCACAGAUGAACUACAUCCAGGUGACACCACAGGAGAAAGAAGCCAUAGAGAGGUUGAAGGCCCUUGGCUUUCCAGAGAGCCUGGUAAUUCAGGCCUACUUCGCCUGUGAAAAAAAUGAGAACUUGGCUGCCAACUUCCUCCUGAGUCAGAACUUUGACGACGAGUGAUGCGGGGAAACCAGGCUGCCCAUCCCACCUCAUCCCCAUUCCACAAAAGUUUUAUAAAAGAAAAAAAUAUAUAUAUAUAUAUUC
Elephantulus edwardii (Cape elephant shrew) is the source of this 1235-nucleotide messenger RNA. It is a transcript of the gene RAD23A, whose product is annotated as RAD23 homolog A (S. cerevisiae). Gene Ontology annotation, biological process: nucleotide-excision repair; proteasome-mediated ubiquitin-dependent protein catabolic process. Gene Ontology annotation, cellular component: nucleoplasm; cytosol. The record is from RefSeq and is a predicted model, not a curated record. The coding region runs from base 60 to 1151 and encodes 363 amino acids. Gene Ontology annotation, molecular function: damaged DNA binding; proteasome binding; polyubiquitin modification-dependent protein binding. Lineage: Eukaryota; Metazoa; Chordata; Mammalia; Macroscelidea; Macroscelididae. The transcript has 9 exons.